Messenger RNA from Oryctolagus cuniculus (rabbit), 4720 nucleotides. RefSeq names its product homeobox C8 (gene HOXC8). The record is from RefSeq and is a predicted model, not a curated record. Gene Ontology annotation, cellular component: nucleus. Gene Ontology annotation, molecular function: RNA polymerase II transcription regulatory region sequence-specific DNA binding; DNA-binding transcription factor activity, RNA polymerase II-specific. Lineage: Eukaryota; Metazoa; Chordata; Mammalia; Lagomorpha; Leporidae. Gene Ontology annotation, biological process: regulation of transcription by RNA polymerase II.
GGCAAGUGGACGCGAGGUGGCGCUGUUGCUCAAUGUUAGAGGCGGCGCGGGCCCCGGCCGGCCUGGCCGCACUGACGUCGAGAGGCCCGGCCCGGAGCCGCGGGGAGAAGGCCCCGCGCCGCGCCGCGCCGCGGCCCGGCCCGGCGAGCCUGGCUCUGAGCACAUCCACGCUCUCACCUGCCAGGCGUAAAUAACGCGCGAGUGGCAGCGGGAGAUGGGCCCUGGCUCCGGGAGCGGGCUGAGGAGGCGCAGGAGGGCGGGCAUCGCCAACAAUCGCUUUGCGCAGGAGAUAAGAGCAGAGCGGACGACGCGUAAUUAACACAAAAAGGCGGACUGACCCGGACAAACGAACAUAAAUCCGCGGUACCUAGACGGGCGGUGGGACAGGGACGGCCCCGGCGAGGAUGGCUGCGUGCGGUUCCUUUAUUUCCAGGCUCAGAGCGAAAUAAAUCAGAAACGAGUACAAGGAAGGAAAAAGAAGAAGAAGAAAAGCAAAACAAAACAAAUGAAAGAGAGGCGAGAGGUCUCCUAAAAGGGGAAACCGAGUCUGACCAGGGGUUGCAGGGCUGCUGGGUGCCGCCGGGCAGGCGGCGGUGGCGGCACACUCGGGACAGUCGCAUUCCAGGACACAAAGGCCCGGAAGAAUAGCUCUCUGGUAGAGUUUUCCGCUGGACCAUAAAAUGUCAAAAUAUCCCCCCACCCCACCCCUAAAAGAUAAGGCGCAGGCCCCAGAGCGAAUCUGGCCCUCGGGGCUUCCUCUCUCCAGGAGGAGAGGAGAAAGUAUUUAUGACAGUCGCCGGCACAGUCGCUGGGAGCCGGGAGUCCACUCUGCUGUUCCAGCCCCAGACGGGUAGGCUCGGGAAAGGCCAGGCUGCAGGCGGGGGAUGCAGCGGGCGCUGGGAGCGGUGGAGACGCCCUGCGGUGCGCCCACCGUCACUGUCUUUGCAGGCCUGGCCCUCUCGCCUCCACCACUCCCCUCUGCUGCCCAGGGACCAUAGUCCCUUAUGUGUGCGGUUUUGGGCAGCUGGGACACAGACAGAUCCUGGAAGGGUGUCAUACUGCAAUCCCAGCGCUGCCCUGCCCUGCCCUGUCCCCAGCUCCAGAGCUGGGCUCCAGCCUGGGGGGCAGAGACUUCCUGGUUUGCUAACCACCUCCUGGCUCACCCACUCCUGAAACCCCAGCCUGUGGAUGGAACGCAGGGAGCAAGUAUUUGUCCUGGUGCAGAGACGGUGCAUAUGUGUGUGUGUGUCGGGCAGUGUGCACCAUGCGUGCCCAGUGUCUGCAAGGUGGUGGGAUACUUGCAGGCACACGUGUGCCAGUUUACAGGGGGCAUGCAAUGCACUUGGUGUGUGUCAGGGUGAAGAGGCAGCCUGUAGUGUGUGUGUGUGUGUGUGUGUGUGUGCACAUACCCCAGUCUGCUGAGGGAGAGGACUGGAAAAACCAUUCCUACUCGUCGUCUUCAUUCGUAUGCACACAGCACACAUGCACACCACGGCGCUCACUGGCUCCCUUUUGCUCUGUUGCCUGUGCGAAGCCCACUUAGGGCCAAGGACGGGCAGUGAGGGGCCGAGGGCCUUUUAUCCUCUGCGAUUCACUUGAGUUUGUCCAGUGUUGGGGGAUGUGGGGAGCCCCCCAGAGCAAGCGUGGGUAAAUAUUUAAAGAGUGUCUGUUGACAGUUCCCGUCCACCUCCUGGCCAGGGCAGCCUGCCUGGGGGAGGGGGGAACGGUAGAGGAGCCAGGGGGUCCCUUCAGACUGAGCCGGCAAUGCCUAUGGGGCCAGAGUAUUUGGGGACAAGUAAGAGGCCUGCUUUAGUCCCCUGCGACCCAGAAAGAAAUGGUCUCCUGAGAAGAGACACCAUGCACCAGCCCAGCCAGCAGCCGGGGAUACACAGGCUGCCCUCACCUUCUUGGUCCCCACAGGCAGCUUUGCUGCCAGCCCCCCCCCCACCCCCGGCCCAGCCUGUGGCCGCUGCCUGUCUCCUGCCCAGUGGCCCUGAUGGGCUGUGUGGGGUGCCCGCGGAAGGCAGGCCGGCAGGCAGGCAGGAGCCUGUUCUGCAUCUGGGGAGGGCAGGGCCGCUGCAGACCCUGGCAGGGGCUGAUGCCUGGGGUGUCUGGGGCUAUGGUGGGCUUGUUUCUCCCCAAAGUCUCCCCCCCACCACCACCACCACACACAUCCCCCUCCAGGGGGCUCAUCUUUUGGGGCUAGGGACCCUGCUCUGGCAUAACCCCAUUUAACCUCUUUGGAAUGUGUUGUACCUGUUGAGGUAACCCGAGCUGACCUGCUGGUCAGGUACGUCUCUGUCUCUCAGGCUCAGAGGGAAAAGAGAGGCACCUUUGAAUCUGAACACGUACCUUGGAAAAGCUGGCCCCGGCCAUUAGCUGGGGCUGGCUCACCACCCCCCUGCACACACCACACCCCCAUCCCUCCCCCUCUCCUCCCUCCCCUUCCUCCAGGUCCCCCCAGCCCUGAACCCCUCAACCCCCGCCAUCUCUCUCUCCCUCUCUCUCUCUCUGUCUCUUCUCUCUCUCUCUCUCUCUCUCUCUCUCUCUCUCUCUCUCUCUCUCUCUCGCCUGUCUUCAUGUCGUGGAUUGAUGAACGCGAAUCGCGUGUAAGCGCCGCCACCGCCGGGAGUCUGAGGAAUUCGCCUGGGCUGUUAAAGGAAAGAGCUAAGUGAGCGAGCUCUACCUACCGGCAGUGAGGGAGCCGCCGCCGCCGCGCCGCCCGCCCCAGCCCGAAGCUCUGCCGCGCCGCCCGCGCUCGCUCGCACCGAGGCGCCCCCACCUGCCCGGCCCCCAGCCCAGCAGCCCAGCCCCGUCCCGGGGAGCCGGCCGGCCCGGGGUUCGGUCCCGGGGGGAGGGGAGUUUCGGGGGUACCGGGCGGGGGAGCCGCGAGCCAGAGGGGAGGGGGCCGCGGGGUUUCAUGUACCCAGCAUGAGUUCCUACUUCGUCAACCCCCUGUUCUCCAAAUACAAAGGCGGCGAGUCCCUGGAGCCGGCCUAUUACGACUGCCGGUUCCCGCAGAGCGUGGGCAGGAGCCAUGCGCUGGUGUAUGGGCCCGGCGGCUCGGCGCCCGGCUUCCAGCACGCCUCGCACCACGUCCAAGACUUCUUCCACCACGGCACCUCCGGCAUCUCCAACUCGGGCUACCAGCAGAACCCGUGCUCGCUCAGCUGCCACGGAGACGCCUCCAAAUUCUAUGGCUACGAGGCGCUCCCUAGACAGUCCCUUUAUGGGGCUCAGCAAGAGGCGAGCGUGGUGCAAUAUCCCGACUGUAAAUCCUCGGCCAACACUAACAGUAGCGAAGGACAAGGCCACUUAAAUCAAAACUCGUCUCCCAGCCUCAUGUUUCCAUGGAUGAGACCCCACGCUCCGGGGCGGCGCAGUGGCCGGCAGACUUACAGCCGCUAUCAGACCUUGGAACUAGAGAAGGAGUUUCUCUUUAAUCCGUAUUUGACACGGAAGCGCCGGAUAGAGGUGUCUCACGCCCUGGGACUGACUGAGAGGCAAGUGAAGAUCUGGUUCCAGAACCGACGGAUGAAGUGGAAAAAAGAAAACAACAAGGAUAAACUGCCCGGAGCCCGGGAUGAGGAGAAGGUGGAGGAGGAAGGGAACGAGGAAGAGGAGAAAGAAGAGGAGGAAAAAGAAGAGAACAAGGACUAAGCAAGAAAGAGGGACACCCCCCUUUAGCAACUCCUUGAAGUUUCGUUUUAUGGUAGCAGAUAAAUUGAGAAGUUUACGACUGUCAUUUGCUUUUAUAGAGAAUAGAAUGACACUCACAACUCUAACUACCUGUCAGAUACUCCCAGCUCUGUUUUAUUACCUUUGGACUCCCCCCCACCUCUUUAUUUGUUUGGGGACUGGAGGGGGGAGACCGAGACGCAACGGAAUGUUGGGACCCUCGGGUCCACUCCUGGCCCUCCCAGAUACACUUGCUCCUACCCCCACCCUCCUGGGUCCUUCCUGGAGUCUCAGGUCCCAGCCCCGGCCUCCUGGCCCUCUCUCUCUCUCUCUCUCCCUCUCUCUGCCCCCUUGUGCCACGGUCCCGCCUCCCUGCUGCCCUGGUAUUUAUUUUAGAAGGGAGCCCCUUUCAAAAUAUGGAAGAGGACUGGGGCUUUGUCUUAAUGCUAGGACCUAGUGGACUGGAUUUACUUGUUUAAAAGGGAAAGAAAAAAAAUCAGGAAAGGGAAACAGUUUUAAAGAAAUAAGGGAAGAAUAGCAAGGAGUAUGCCCCCUCCCCUCCCCCUCCUGCUCCCGGGGCUCCCUGCUUCGGAAAAAAAAAAAAAAAAAAAAAAAAAAAAAAAAAAACCCUUGACUUUCCCUGGGUACCUAAGAGAAACCUGAAGGAGAUGUGGCGCUCCCACCUCCCCUGUUUCCGUGGGGUACAUAGGAGCCUGCAGUCGCCUCUGAAAUCCUACCUAGCCCUUCCCAUAGUCACUCGGGCCCACGCCUCCAGCGCCUGCCUUCGCUGUUUGAUUUCUGUUCUGUUGGGCCCAGCUUCCUCUGAGCUGCAGUACUGUUAGCGCUCAGAAAUCGCCACAAUCAUGAAAAUAAAUAAAUAAUAAUAAUAAUACUGAUAAUAAAUCUUUAACAUACUACCUAAAGGGAACCUGCAAUAAUCUUGAAAAAGAAAGAGAAAAUUAAAAAAAAAAGCACCCUACUAUAGGAGGAAAAAAAAGAGAAAAAAAGUGAAAAAUGAAAAAAAAAGAAGAAACCUCCAACG